Molecule: messenger RNA, 10064 nt
Organism: Candoia aspera
Lineage: Eukaryota; Metazoa; Chordata; Lepidosauria; Squamata; Candoiidae
Gene: PPARGC1B
Product: PPARG coactivator 1 beta
Exons: 12
Coding region: 226-3330 (1034 amino acids)
Biological process (GO): positive regulation of transcription by RNA polymerase II
Cellular component (GO): nucleus
Molecular function (GO): transcription factor binding; RNA binding
Source: RefSeq, a predicted model, not a curated record
GCAGCGCCCCGCCGCUUUGCCCCACCACUCCCGCGAAGCCCAGCCCAGACGAGCCUCCCGCCGCCGGACUCCUCCUCUUCUGACUCCCCGACACCGCCCAUUUCCAACCGGCGGGCUCCAGGCCCCGCCCCGCCCCGCCGGCUGCCCGGUUUGGCUCGUUUCUGACUGUGCUUGCUGUUGCCGCUGCCGCAUGCUGUUUCGUGCCGUUGCCGGAGGAGCAGGAAGAUGGCGGAGCCGGAGCCGGAUUGCAGCACGCUUCUGGAUGAAGACCUCUCCUCCUUCGUCUUCAACUAUCUCUCCGACAGCCAGUACGAAGUCUCUGGUGAAGAGCACCUUUACUCUGAUUUCCCAGAGAUUGAUUUGUCCCCGUUGGAUGCCAGUGACUUUGACUCAGCCAAUUGCUUCAGCGAGUUCCAGUGGUGGUGUGAGCACUCUGAAACAGAGUCCAGCCAAUACAGCACAGAUGACUCUGAACUUUUUCAGAUUAUAGACAGCGAGAAUGAAGCUUUGCUGACAGCUCUCACUGAGACACUGGAUGGCAUUCAGGGAGAAGACAUGGGUCUGGCUGCCUUCAAAAGUAUGGACGAGGGGGACAUGCCCAACAGCGGCUACACAUCACCUAUCCCCUCUCCCAAACAUGCUGCACCAGUCACGAGGGGGCCUCCUCUGGCCCAAGAGGUUGAUGAGCUGUCUCUACUAAAGAAAUUGCUUCUUUCUCCAUCCAAUGUGCCUCCAAGCUAUGAGGUUCAAAGAGAGGGGAGUAUAUGGCGUCAAGGAGCUCCUAAAUCCAGACCCCAGCGACCUUGUGCAAAGGUGGAAGGUGUCCAAGAGAGAAAGUCAAGUUUUCUUCAGGCUCAGAGUCGGAACUGCACCGAGCUUCAUAAACAUCUUACCACCACGACAGCCGCCACCACACACUGCCUGCAUGGAAAAGGCAGUGGGCCACUAGACAAGUGUCAUGUUGACAACAGCAGCAGCUGCAGUGAACCCCAGAGACAUUACAUUCAAAACAGAGAAGAUAGCAAUUUAAGCGAAGAUUUGUUGAAUCGCAGUAACACUGUAGCACCUCCUCUCUCUUCUUCUGAAAAAGGCAUUGGAGACAAGGACCUUCAUGCUGCAGUGGAGCUUAUCCACUACAUGCAUACCUAUUGCCUUCCUCCAAGAAAGCUGCCCUCCAUACAUCCUGUUGAUGGAAAACACCAGCCUUUUCACAGCCCCUCCAAAAGAGCCAAGCCAGAUUUCCCCCUGCAGCGGCCUCCACUCUGUGGGAAUGGCAAUUGCCCAUCCAGCCCUUGGCACUUCUCCAUGCGCUACAAACAAUCCCGAACUCCCUUUUCUGAAUUUUCCAUCCUGAAAGAGCUGCUUGCCAGAGAGCUCCCAUGUGAUGUGAGUAAGCCAUAUCGAUUAGCGAAACCUGUGUAUGCCUCUUUGGCCAGGUCACAGCCUCCCAAAACUUCAAGAGCUUCACCUCACCAUACUGGGAGGGAAUCUUCUGAUGGAUAUAAGCCCACAACCAAAAUAAUACCAGAAAUGAAAACUGAGCUGAGACAAACUUUCAAAGUAGAGUCUGAGGCUGAGAAAGAGACUGCACUAGAGGAUGGUGCAAAGCAGGUGACUCUCUUGGGUCAGGGAGCCUGUGGGAAGUCAAGCCACAAGCAGGAAAGCUCUAUUUAUGCAGUGCGGCGCUCCAAAAGACUCAACCCUGAGCUCAGUGUUUGGCAAUCUUUCCUUGAUAAAUCUCCCUCAGAACCUACAGCGUCCUCAGUGACCACUGCAAACACAUUUGCUUCUACAGAGCCUUCCCUCUGCUCAUCUUUGCAAAACUUUGAUACAGAAGCACCAGCAGCAGAAGUAGAAGUGAGUGGUGCAGAUGAGAUGGAUGGUGGAUAUCAGACUUUCCCAAUGGAGUUGCAGACCCCUUCACCAGAAAGUUCUAGGGAAAGCGACACUUAUACAGCAAAUGAGAGUCAGUGCUUCACCCCCUUUCAUCAAACAGAAGCACCACAGUGUCUGUCAUUGCCCUUGGCACAAACAGAAUCAACACUUGGGAAGCGUAGCUUUGAUCAAGUUCUGACUGUAGAGCUGUGUGGCACUGCAGGUCUCACACCACCAACUACUCCUCCAUACAAGCCUUCAGAAGAGGACCUAUAUAAGCCAGACAUUCACCAGAGACCAGCACAGAAGACUGCUGUCAUCACCAGCUCUGAGGCACAUCCAAUGAUCAGUCAUAGGCCAACUUCCAGAAAGCAUCAGAAAAAGCACCCAGUGCGGACAGAGCUUUAUGCCCACCUGAGUAGGUCUGCUAUUCACCCUUCUCACUCUGAGCAACAUGGGGUGUUGAAACGCCCUUUCUCACGGUCUUUUGGUGAUCACGAUUAUUGCCAAGUCUUGAAACCUGAGUAUUCGCUCCAGAGGAAGGUGCUGAGAUCUUGGGAGCCCUUGAGCCAUAUAGAAAGCCAACACAAGAGACAAGUGCCUGAUGUGCCCUAUCAGGAAGCAAGCAAGAAGAGUUUUGAUAAAAGCUCAGUGAAGAAUGGCAGCAAACAGCUGAGGGACCAAGAAAUCAGAGCCAGUUUGACCAAACACUUUGGUCUCUUGGACAGUGCCCUGGAUGAUGAAGAGGCCCUGUUCUUCAAAACUCCUGAAUAUGAUACACUCUUUGAAGACAGCUGCAGUGAGAUUGGUUCUCCAUUGGAGGAAGAAGAGGAGGAGGAGGAGGAGGGCUACAUGAGUCCAUUGGGUUCCAACAGAUGUCCACACAGUAAUCCUCUUUCUAGGACCAAUUUGCACUAUAGUUCCCGAAGCAGAUCUGAUUCAGAGUCUUCAUGCUGCAGAACUAGGUCUCCAGUCAGCCAGCAGGUUUUCAGACGUGAAAAUGGCAAGCAUUGUUCAGAUGGAACUAUGAGCAGCCGGAGACAGAUGGAGAAAAAAAGAGAAAAAGCCAUUGGAGAAGGCCGUGUAGUAUACAUCCAAAAUCUUGCCAGCAGUAUGAGCUCUAGUGAACUGAAGAAGCAGUUUGAAGUGUUUGGAGAGAUUGUUGAGUGUUGCAUUUUGACCAAGAAUAAAAGGGGAGAUAAGUAUGGUGUCAUCACAUACCGGUGUUCUGAGCACGCUGCCUUGUCCUUGAAGAAUGGUGCUUCACUGUGGAAAAGAAAUGAGCCGUUGUUCCAGCUGGCUUAUGGCGGCUUUGGACACUUCUUUUGGACCAGAUACACUGAUUUGGCAGAUUCCAAUACAGAAGAGUCCUCUCCAGCUCCAGUAAAAAGCAAAUAUGAAACCAUGGAUUUUGACAGCCUGCUGCAGGAGGCCCAGGAAAGUCUGCAUCGGUAACAGCCUUAACCUUUGAGGAAUACCUUAAUACCUCAGUCAAGGCACUUCCAAUAUGUUUACGUUUUCAAGAAAUGAUUAAAUAUACAACGAGGGAGAGAGAGACUGCUGACCCUUUAAAUUGAUGUUUACAUUGAACAAGCUGCUUCUGUCUGUGAGUUCCCAUGGUGUUGAUGUUCCACUGCCACAAGUUAGUAUCUCUGCUUCUGAUUGGUUGUGUUAGGAUGAGCCUGCAAACGCCUUCUGUCCUCUUCUUGUCCAAUACCCUUUCUCUGACUGGCCCCAUUUCCGCCGUGGAGUGGCAGCUUUGUUCACCAUAACUUUUAUUUCUUUUUUGGUCUGUAGUGCGUGAUUAUGAAAUUGUUAAUUGUGAAUAGAAUCAAGAUUGUAAACUAAUUUUUAAUAGAAGAAAGAAAUAUAUACUUAUAAUGUAUUUAUGGCUCAGAUGUACUGUAAUUCAGAUUUAUUGUACCGCUUCCUUGAUUUUUAACUAUGCACUGUAAUGAGGCACUUGCCCCUCAGCAGAUGCAGCCUUUCCAGAAUGGUGCCCUUCAGUGAGUGGCUCAUCUGAAAAUCAUAAAAAAUCUGUUUUGUCCUUGAUUAGCCAAGGGGUUAUUGAAUGGCACUACAGAAUUGCUAUAUAAGCCAUUCUUUCCAUUUGUCUGGACUGAAUGCUGGGAUCUCCAUUUCUUAAUCACUGACUGCAUGAGACAUGACAAACUGUGAUCCUACAGUCCAAAGCAGGCUCUGAAUAUUUGGGUAACAGAGCUUUCAGAUGGCAAAUAAAUAAGAGUGAAAUAAAGUGAGAAAUGAGGAAAAGGUGAAAGGGUAUGUUUUUCCCUCUUUCUUCAUGGUGAACUGGUAACACCUGCCAGCCAAGUAAAUGAUACAUAAGAAGAGCCUUGCUUCUGGUCAGCAUCCUGUUUCCCAUGGGGCCACCAGAUGCCUCUGAGAAACCCACAAGCUGUACAAGAAAGCAGUUGAUCUGCAAGUGGUAAUCUAAGGUCCACUGCUGCUGAUUUGGAAAGUACAUACAGUAUAGCCAUUAUAACUAAUAGCCAUUGACCUACUUAUCCUACAUGUGAAAUCUCUUGUGAGCAGAGAAGAUUGGAAAGUGACCCAGAAAAGUUAAGACUCCUAAGUGUUAGACCCACCAUCAGUAGCCGUUGCUUCAUGACAUUACCAUAAAGGCAGGAAUGUAGAACACUUUACUGUAUUUAGUACCUUAAGUCAUAUCCCCAGUAGCCUCAGGAAUAGAUUUUUGGCCAUCUGGUCAUCCAACCAAAGCAAAAUCUCUUGUCUGAUGGAUAGCCUGGGUUUGUUUUGCAAGACCUAACAGAAAAAAGGUCAAAAGCAUCCUUGCAUUUUGACUGUCUGGGAGUACCCAGUACUCAGCAUCAGCAGAGCAUCUCUGCCCCAUUUUAAAUACUGCUCUCUGUCUGAGCAAAUUUGAAUAAGCCAUAGAAUAUAUAGCCAUUGCUAUAUAUUAAUGAUGUUAUUUUUUUCUAUUCUAUAUGCCUGUUUGCCUGCUUCUUACUUUCUUUUGAUUUUGCUGUGGCUUAGAAAUCUUGCUGCCUAUUCAGUGAUUAGCUUUUCCUAAAUUCAAAACCCUGAUAUGUCCAUGGGAAGGAAAUCAGUCUUGCAUAACUUAGGUUGAUUUAGACAAAUGGUUUCUGGAGAACAAGGCCAUCUGAUAAUGGUGAAUACAUGUGGAAACCUCAUGCUCCAAAACUAUGAGAAGGAUCCACUUUAUAAUUGAAAUACUUAUUAUAUCCUAAAGAGUGUAGUUCUUCAUACAGUAUACUAUACUAAAUGCAUCAUUUGCCGGAUGCAAUAUGGAUGCUCUUGUGCUAAUUUAUGUCCAGCAAAGUGACAGGGAGACACUAAAUAAGCAAUAGGAGCAAGAGAUAGCACUUUCGAGUGGGGACCAAAUAGCAUUGCUAAGUCCUCCAUCAGUAACCAUCUCUUUAUUCUGUUCUUCAGAAAGAUGAGACCUAUGGGGUUCAGCCAUCCCAUGUAGAUAAAAUACAACAGCCUUAAUUCUGUCCACAGUUAGAUUCUCUUCCCUUCAGGCUUCUUUAGCAUUAGCAUGUAUUUAAUUUGAAAUCAAAGGGCAAAAACACCCUGACAUUGCCUGGUUGUGGCCUAAUUCAUGCUGUCCAAAAGCUUAUUUGUCUGAAUAAUCCCCAUUCUCUUGAUAAAGUCUGUACAUAUCAAAAGCACCAUAAGGUCAAGGAAUUUCUUAUCCCAUCCUGAGUAUUUGAUUAUUUCUGGGAUGGGGGGCGUGAUCUGGAGCUUUCAUAAUAACAAUCCUGAUUUCAUCUGGCAGCUAAUACAAUUUCCAUGCUAUUAGGAAAGUUUACUAUCACAAUGUUUUGGCUAACAUGUCACUUGUAACACCUCUGUUUAGGAAGUUAUUAAAGUAUUGCAAGGCCAUUAGAUCUUCCUGUGAUCAGUCCAGAACAAAGUCUGUCCCAGAUGAAGUAUCUGCUAUUGACAAGUGCCUCAUUGUAGCUUUGCCUUUUCUGUCCUAGUAUUUCCUUACCACAAUGAUGUUUACAUGUGAUUGCUAUAGAGCUUACUGUAGAAUGUACAUAGUGACACAUUUAGGGUGGGUAGGACUGUCCUGUCCUGUGCUGUACUGAUGUUUUCAGAGAACAAUCAAACAACAAAAAAAUAAUAACCACCCCAGCAACUAGUAAGUGGAAUUCUUCCAUCUCCUGGCUUGGUUACAAGAGAUAUCAAAGUUCAGAGCUGGGUUUGGUCAGAGAGAUGGAAAAUGCAUCAAAUUUUAAGUGUGUUGAAAGUGUUGAAUGCAGCUGGAAAGAAAGAGGAAAAACAGUCCUUCUGCUAUUUGGAAGGUGCUGCUUCUAGCCCAAAUAGCUUGCAAAUGUGGCUUAUCUGCUUUUAUAUCUCAAAUUAUUUUUAAGAAGCUGGACUUGCCAGUGAUAUUAGGGCAUGCACAGCAUGCUCUUUGAAGGGAAGGAAGAUCCGGUAAUGCACAUAGCCUCUCAAUCCUAGCUGUAGGGAGAGGUGCAAUAAGUGAUCUUUGUUUUGCCUGAAGCCUAUAGAAAUAUAUUUUUUGUGCGAGAAACUUCACUAGGACUUUAUGCAAUAUGCACAUAUGUGCACAAACGCACACAUGUAUGGGAGGAAAAUAAUGGGCAUUGAGCCCUUCAGCAUCUGCACAUUUAGCAGUGUUGAAUGUAGAACCUGAGUGGGAUGGUUUGCAAAGCACGCACAUUUGACGCUGGUUACAGCUACAGUACCUGCAGCUUAUGUUAAUUGCUAUUGGAAGCACAGCUAGUUUGCAUCACCCACACAGGCAGCAAUGUAUGAAAAUCCUUUGUUCGUAUUUAUUCUUACAGUAACUUGGGAAGUUGUAGUCUGUGACAGAAGAAUUUUAGGCAAACGCCUGGCAGAGUAUUCCAGGAAGAACAAAUACCAUCCUGAGUCUUUUAAAGCAGAGUGGUAUACAAAUGUUUGUAUAAUUCAUUAAAAAGUUUUGGUAUGUAGAACACUCAUCUGCAGUGCUCCGUAAAUAUUUUAAGGAGUGAUUAUGAAAGACUGCUGAAGAAAGGCCAAUUUCCAUAUAACAGAGGAAGUGGUAAGAUCAGAUGGGUAUAAUACCCUGCUUUGUAUUCAUUUCUCUGAAUAUCAGAAUAACUACAUAAUAGACUUACUUGUGAUCCACUAAACUAAGUGUGUCAUCCAGUCUCCUGGUUGUGCUCCUUGCCUAGGAGUGUGAAAAACCUCAUAGGCUUGGAUAGGUAGCUGAUAUUCUGUGAUUACCUUGGUGGGUCUACAGGUCUACUAUACAACAUGGGCCUUUUUUCAUACAGUAAAAGCACUAUUUCUUUUCCUUAGGAUAAGGAAUUAAAAUGAGCUUUAUAUUUUGCUCCAGCCAUCCCUGCUGCCAAUGUGUUCUUGCAGAUUCCUCCUAAGCGCAGUUAUAUUCAGCACAUUUUGAUUUUCCAAGGAUAGUAUGUAGAGGUCCUCUGGCUAAAAAUGACUGUAUGCUACCUAUUAGCUUAGGGGAUUCAUUUCUGAAGUGAUCAUUUUCUUUGGCCCUUCUAUAAAGAAUGUGCUGCUGUGGUUCUUUCUGCAUAGACUUUUGCAAAGUUUGCCUAAAUCUCUACUGCUUUAAUUAUAUGCAUAAUGCCAACACCCCCACAUUCAAGGGGCAGGCCUAGCCAUAAUGAUGAGCAGCAGAACAAAUCAAGAUCUUGUGAAAACACAUGAGAAACCAAAUAAAGAGAAUUCAUUGUCCAGGGUUUUUCGGAACAAAAGGGUGUAUUAAGAAAGGCAAUCGUGAGGGAGACAUUUAUUUUUUUAAACAAAACUAUAUAUGUUUGUAGGUGUGUGUAUGAGAGAGAGAGAGAUCCCUCCUAAUUUUCUUUUGUAGAUUUGUUUUUUGUUUGUUUGUUUGUUUGUUUGUUGGGAAAUCAGGAGAAAUACCUUAAGAAUAGGAAUAAGUCACAAGCCAUUUAUUUUCUCUUGGUCCUUUAAUAAAGAUUGCUUUAUGUGAAAGACAAAUCGAUAUUGAUAAAUAAACUGAGAACUUUGGCAGAAGUAAAACAGCGGUGUUGUAAAGAGACUGCACAAGAAGAACUGGGUUCUGUAUCUUACUUUCACUGCCAGUUAUUGAAACAGUUGUCCUGUUUUCCCUCUCUGAGCUAUUCUACCUCCAUAAAACUGGUAUCAGCUUUGUCUUGUUUUUGUGAUGAACACUCAGUUUUCUCAGUAGCCCAUGUCAAAAAGCCAUACAGGAGUCUGUAUGAGUGUUUGCAUGGCUGUGUUUAAUAUGGCAUUCAUUUACUAUACAAAAAUAGGAAGUAGUUUAGCAUUUCCUCAGUUUAUUUUUUCAAGAGGAUAGUCCAUGUGUGACAUUCUUUAGCAGUGUAGGCAUACAAAACCUCUUUUACAUUUCCAUGUUUUUUGAAAUUUUUGCAAAGAACUAUUUCUUUCCCAUUUGUGUAACUUGAUUGUUUUUUGAUAAUUCCCUACAAUAUAUCAUUGAUUCCUAUGUAUCAUUUGGAAACAGCCCAUCCAUGACAUUCUUGUGUAUGAUUUCAGGUACCUCUUUGUUCUAAAGGUGCUGUUCACCCUCCUUCUCAAAAACAACUAGGGGCUUAUGCAUUCUGCAUUGUAGCUGUCAUUAACAGCGGCUGAAGAAUGUGAACUAACAGUGAGCAGCUGCAAAAGGGUAUUGCUAAUUAAUUCUAAGAUAAAUGUUGUAUGAAUGUAAUAUAUAGAAAGAUAUUUGGUCCAUAUGUUGAGCAUAAAAUGGCUUAGAUGUCACAGCCUGUGUGUAAGCUCACAUGUUGAAUUGAAUCUCCCUGUAGUCCCUACAUAUGGAAACCAAGCAAGUUAAAUUUUUGGAAUAUUAGUGAAUAUUAGAUCAGGUUUUAAAUGCCCCAGUUUUAAUAUUUGAAUCUCACUUAUGCAAAUCUCUAUAAUUAAAGGCAUCACCUUGUCACUCUAAGAUUCAACCCAGGUAAUCCAGAAAGCAUGCCCACAUUAUGUGCAUCGAUCCUAGGUUCAUUUGUCUGUGAUAGCCAUGUUGUACGUCAAGUCAGGCUAUGAACCAGUGUGUGCAGAAAGCUGUACAAAAGUAGGGGCUGAUCCAUUUUUCUGUUGCAUUUGCAUUGCUGCAGCCUCUCAAAGCAUUUGGCAGCUUUUGAAGAGACUAGACCUCCCCAUCUGCACAGAAUUCUGCGUGCAUCAAAAUGCACCUGAACCAGUUCAUAAAGGUGCUGCAUUUUUAGAAGGGUUACUUUACCACUGAAAAGCAGAUUUCCUGCAAUAGUUUGAUCUUUUUUUCUUUCUUCCAUUUCUUCAUGGGUAUGAUACCAAUUGCAAGACAAACUCCUGGAAAGCCUGAUUUUAGUACAGGGGUUGGUACUUUAGGAAGCAUAAUUUCAGACAAAGAUGAAUUCAUACCCCUCUUUGCCAUGUGUGUUUAUGUGUGGAUGUGAGGCAGAGCAUGUGAAGGAGGCUAAAUUGAUGCAUUUUUAGAGAAAGGUGUAAGAAUUUCACCUAAAAGAGGGGCACAUUUGCUGUAAUUUAUAAUAAAAAUUAUAAAAUAAAGGUUUUACUGAGGGUUUUUUUUCUCUAUCUUUUUUCUUUUUGGAUAACACUGCUAAUAAUUAGAAGGGCCCAAUUCUGCUACGUUUUUACAGGUAUUAACUAAGUGGUAACUUACUUCUGGGUAAGUAAAGGCAGCAGAAUUGACCCCUUUUGUAAUCAAUACAAUCAAGUUUUUAGUUUGAUGUUUUAAAAGAGUAGUAGAGGAUUUUAAUAUUUCACUUAUUUUCCCCCAGUUGUGUUUUGUUAUGUCCUUAUUUAUGUAAUAUACUUUAACUUUAACUGGCAUACAUUUUAUGCCUUUCUUUUGUUAUUGUCAUUUUUUAAAUAAAUAUUUCUUUCUAGUGUGAUUUCAACGUCAACCUUCUAAAUGAGAGAAUGUUUUCUUGUAUUUUUACAUUGUCAGAUUCUAUAGUUUCGUAGAUGAUUUAACCAAAUUGCUCAAUGUAUUCUCUAUAUCUAUCUAGUGAGUAUAUAAAAGUUCUAUUUUAAAUUAUGUAAAUACUUCAGAACUGGCUUCUUUUUGAGACUCCCCCAUUGCGGAGUUAAUUGUUUACAUCACAAAGACUGUAGAAUCUCUACAUUCAUGUACUGUAAAUAGUGAAGUGAUCUGCCUAUAAAUAAAUAAACCAUAACAAACAUACCAUAAA